Phaeodactylum tricornutum CCAP 1055/1 is the source of this 1343-nucleotide messenger RNA. RefSeq lists its product with no specific name. NCBI's taxonomy places the organism in Eukaryota, Bacillariophyta, Bacillariophyceae, Surirellales, Neidiaceae. The record is from RefSeq and is a predicted model, not a curated record. Gene Ontology annotation, biological process: mitochondrial L-ornithine transmembrane transport. The transcript has 2 exons. Gene Ontology annotation, molecular function: L-ornithine transmembrane transporter activity. Bases 135 to 1343 code for a protein of 402 amino acids.
CGAAAAUGUUGGAACCACUUCGGUAUUCAUUCGACUCCUGGUUCGAAUUCGACAACAUUCUCUAGAGAGAGGAGUUUGUGAGUUCAAUACCUUUCUGUAAUUAACUAACCCAGACCCUUUUUCUUCUGGAUCACAUGGAAUCGCACCGGUACAUUCGUAGACAGCUCUCGCACAAUAAGCUGGACUCGUAUAACGCUCUUCUCGUAGAUCACUUGCACCACGACCUGGAAUACUGGACCAACGGCCGUACCACAUACGUCAACAACAAGGUUACCCUAAGUAAAACCGUCGCGGACAAAGUUGCGUCGCACGUCUCCACGAGUGUCACGCCUUUGUGGAAGGCAACUUUGUCUCCCGUUUCGGCACACCGUCGGACCAUGGUGUCGUCUAAACGCCCCCGCUCGACCGUCUCAUCCUCGACGCAACCAUCGGACCCACACGUGGUACGGAAUUCACUACUCGCGGGCAGUAUUUCCGGUAUGACGUCCACCUUUGCCAUGUAUCCCUUGGAGUCCAGUUCUUUGCACAGUAACACACAUCACGGUCCACUGCAAACAUUUCGCCAUACCUUGCAGAAUGGUGGGGUACGUGCGCUUUACACCGGCCUCACUAUGCCACUCGCCGCUCAAGCCGUGUACAAGGGAACCGUCUUUGCCGUCAACAACGUCACACAACGUGCCAUUCUCGAAUGGAAAACAUUGGAAAAUCACAAACAGGGAGUUUUGCAAAACGCCACGUUGACCAUGACGGAUAGAUUUGUGGCCGGUUCCGUCGGAGGUGCCGUGAACGCAUUUUUGUUCGUCACACCCGUCGAGUUCGUUCGCAACCAGCUGAUUGCGCAGCACUCGAAACUCGCCGCCGGUCGAACGGUGGCGCGCUUGGCCUCGGGCAGUUGGGAUGUGGUGCGGCAUGCCGUCCAAACACACGGGGCCACGUCUUUGUGGAGGGGUGCAGGCAUGGCGGUCACGCGGGAUGCGGUUGGAUGUGGAUGUUUCUUUUACACCAUGGCGUGGACACAAAAGCAACUCACACCCCGUAACGAAGUUCCAUCGUUCCCAGUGACGGUAUUGUCGGGGGGUAUGGCAGGUCUCGCUUUUUGGGUUUCCAUUCUGCCGCUGGAUACGCUCAAAACAUGGAUUCAAAGUUCCGACUUGACAGAAUCUGUGUCGGCGUCUGAGUCUCUGCAACGCGUCUAUCGCCAAAGUGGUUACCAAGGACUCGUGCAGCAACUCUUUCGGGGAUGGCAAGUGGCCUACGGCCGCGGUAUUCCCUCCGCUGCUAUUACAAUUUCGGUAUACUCCAUGGCGUACGGAAUGUUGCAAGAGGGUAGCAACGGUUUGUGA